This is a messenger RNA of Drosophila kikkawai, 1322 nucleotides long. RefSeq names its product serine protease easter-like. Gene Ontology annotation, molecular function: serine-type endopeptidase activity. Gene Ontology annotation, biological process: proteolysis. The record is from RefSeq and is a predicted model, not a curated record. Lineage: Eukaryota; Metazoa; Arthropoda; Insecta; Diptera; Drosophilidae.
AAUGACUGGAAGCUUUUAGCACACACACUAUGCAUUUAUUUAUGCAUUUAUUCAUUAUUUAUUCAUUACUAAUGCUGAAAAGCAGCAUCGCGUAGAUUAACUAUCACUUGCAAGAUCAAAGUGCAUUGAAAAUUCAGGUUUUACCAGAACAACGAAAGCUGAGAGAGCUUGCAAUUUGCACUUGGGAAAUGUUCCCAGACAUUUUCUAUAGCCGAUAAGCUAUAUUACUUUGUUUUGAUUCCAUUUCGAAGCUAUGGGCCUGCGAUCUGGCGCCUUUAUUUCCUGCUACUACCUCUGUUUUUUUGUGCUGGUGGCGGCAGAGGUUCGACUGCACUAUGGCCGCUGUCAUGGGCCGUCGACCAGAGGCCUGUGCCUGCCCAGCGACGAGUGUUCGGCGGAGCUUAGCUACCACCAGGCGGCGGAUGAGUGCUAUCACCUGGUUUGCUGCCUGAUGAAACCGCAGGCCUAUUCCCAACUGACCGAGGAUUACUGCCGGAUUGAGCCGGUGCCGCGUAUUGCCAGCGGUGUGAUGACCAACAUUCACGAGUUCCCCUGGAUGGCCAUGUUGCUCUACAGCCAUGACGGUAAACAUUUCGAGCCCAAGUGCGGUGGAUCGCUGAUUGACAAAAAGUGGAUUGUAACGGCAGCUCACUGUGUGUCCGCGCCAGGCAAUGGCCAGGCGCCGCCGCCGCUGCUGCGCGUCCGUUUGGGCGAGUGGGACACCCGAUUGAAGUCCAACCGCAUCCACGAGUAUUCCAUCGCGCGAACCAUUGUCCAUGAGGAGUACUUGCCCAGUGAGCACACGACGGGCAGUGAUCUGUACAAGUUCUCCAACGAUAUUGCCCUGCUGCAGCUUGGCGAAAGCGUCAACUACACCGAGUUCGUCCAGCCCGUCUGCCUGCCCUACCUGCCGACUGGCAUUGCCACGCGAAUCGAUGCCUAUGCGAACAAUUACCUUACCAUUUCCGGCUGGGGCCGCACCAGCGACCAAUCCCUGGAGCUCAGCCCCGUGAAGGUCAAGGCUUUGGUAAGUGGCUGGACGAUGAUUGACUGCAAGAAACACUAUGCGGAUGUGGGUCCCGGACAGAUGUGCGCCGGCGGCAGUCGUCUCUCGGGACAGGCGGCAAGUUGCCAGGGCGAUUCCGGGGGUCCGGUCAUCGAUGACAACCAGCUGGUGGGGAUUAUUUCGUUGGGGAAGUACCGGUGCGGAUCGCUUACUGGACCCAUUGUGUUCACCAGGGUGGAUCAUUAUGUGACCUGGCUGGAGAAGACCAUCAAAGCGAAUGCAUAAUAAACAUGGAAGUAUUUUUGUUCCCCCGAAA